Lachancea dasiensis is the source of this 1302-nucleotide messenger RNA. The record is from the annotation of a GenBank genome assembly. NCBI's taxonomy places the organism in Eukaryota, Fungi, Ascomycota, Saccharomycetes, Saccharomycetales, Saccharomycetaceae.
AUGCUUCCGACCCUCUCAAAACUUUGGCAUCAUAAGUUUGUUCAGUUUGCUGUAUCGCAAUGGUUUUUCAUUGUUUUGGCCAUAUUCAUUAUCUUGGCUCGCUUUGUUCCAAAUUUUGCACGCCAUGGAGGGCUGAUUAGAGCAGAGUACACUAUAGGGUAUGGUGCAGUGGCCAUAAUCUUCCUGCAAGGUGGUUUGAGUAUGUCAACUAAAAAACUGUGUGUCAACCUUUCUAAUUGGCGGGCGCAUUUGGUAGUACUGGUGCUCAGCUUUCUGGUAACCAGCUCCAUCAUCUUUGGGUUUUGUUCUGCUAUUCGUGGGUCGAACGACUCAAAAAUCGACGAGUGGCUGUUGGUAGGUAUGAUCCUGACUGCAGCGAGUCCCACUACCGUCGCGUCUAAUGUAGUUAUGACUAAGGCUGCCAAGGGCAAUGACAUUUUGUGCCUCUGUGAGGUAUUUAUCGGCAACGUCCUGGGCGGAUUCGUCACUCCAGCAAUAGCACAAAUGUACCUCAGUACAUCGCUCUUUUCAUUUGGAAACCCCACUAACGGUUCCAGCAUACGUGCAGUGUAUGCCGACGUGAUGAAGCAAAUUGGUCUCUCUGUAUUUGUGCCAUUAUUUGUUGGCCAGGUGCUUCAAAACGUGUUUCCAAAGCAGGUAACUUGGACUUUACAGACUUUUCGCUUAAACAAAGUUGGGAGCUUGUGUCUACUAUUGGUGAUAUUCAGCUCCUUUUCAACCGCAUUUUACCAGCAUGCCUUCACCAGUGUCUCAGGCGUUUCGAUUGUAUUUAUUGUGCUUUUCAACAUUGGCAUUUACUUGUUUUUCAGCGUUUUGUGCUUUGCUUGUGCCAGACCUUGGUUCAUACCAAAACUUUUUCCAGAAGAACCCAGUGCAGACUCUUCGAAGGUCUACGCUAUCAGCUACCGCUUUUUCAAACCUUUUUAUUACAAUAGACAAGAUACUGUGACAAUACUAUUCUGCGGACCUGCUAAGACUGCUGCACUUGGUGUUUCCUUGAUAUCCUCACAAUACGGAAAUAAUUUUCCACAGUUGGGUAAGCUUCUAGUCCCACUGGUACUGUAUCAAAGUGAGCAGGUUGUUACGGCAAAACUGUUGGUGCCUUUCAUAAGACGUUGGGCAGAGAAUGAGAACCCCGCUCAAACCUCAGAUAACUCGGAUAUUGAAAAAGGCUUUUCAGAUUCCUCUGACAAUAACACGCAAGAAUUGACUACUGCUCAAGAAAAAGGUGAUAGUGAUCUGCGAUCUGAAUCUGCUGCUGAAUUAUCUACCAGAAGCUAG